AUGCAUACCCCAAUUGAUGAAGCGCUGCUGAAGCCCCUCCUUGAAUUUCAAAGAGCGAAGCUGAAGUUUGAGGCAGAAUUGCAGCAGGAAGCAGAAAAUGGGGAUUUCACCUACAGCAUUGUGAGGCCGACGGCUUUCUUCAUGAGUUUAGGUGGGCAGGUUGAGUUGGUAAAGGAUGGGAAGCCAUAUGUAAUGUUCGGAGAUGGCAAACUAUGCACCUGUAAACCCAUCAGCGAAGAGGAUUUGGCCUCUUUCAUUGCUGACUGCAUCUCUUGUGAAGAUAAAAUUAACAAGAUUCUCCCAAUUGGUGGACCAGGAAAGGCAUUAACACCACUUGAGCAGGGAGAAUUGUUGUUCAAACUUUUGGGCAAGGAACCCAAGUUUCUGAAAGUUCCAAUAGGAAUGAUGGACUUUGUAAUCGGCAUUCUUGAUUUUUUGGUUAAAUUCUUCUUUUCUCUGGGAGAUGCUGCAGAAUUUAGAAAAAUUGGAAGGUAUUAUGCUGCAGAAAGUAUGUUGGUGCUUAACCCAGAAGAUGAAUGA
Messenger RNA from Nymphaea colorata (pocket water lily), 540 nucleotides. Its product is annotated as divinyl chlorophyllide a 8-vinyl-reductase, chloroplastic-like. The transcript is spliced from 2 exons. Gene Ontology annotation, molecular function: oxidoreductase activity. Bases 1 to 540 code for a protein of 179 amino acids. The record is from RefSeq and is a predicted model, not a curated record. Lineage: Eukaryota; Viridiplantae; Streptophyta; Magnoliopsida; Nymphaeales; Nymphaeaceae.